UGUUUUCCAAAUCACUACUUCUACCAGUUUUUCUGUUGAAACUCAUUAAACCGACCAUUAGCAUUGUUGAUGGUUACACAGAGUCGAUCAAUUCGAUACCGUCGAUGGUCUCAUUGUCGACACACAACAACCUUCUAUUGUGCGGAGGAUCACUUAUCUCCAAAAGUUGGGUUCUGACUUCAGCGUUUUGUUUUUUCGACGGUAUCAAACCAAGCGACAUUAUUGUCCGACUAGGAUCGAAUUAUUCCACGGUCGAUGGCCAGACAUCGACCGUGGAAAAACUAGAGAUUCAUAGACAGUUUAACGUGAUCACCAGAGAUAACAACUUCGCAUUAGUCAAGUUAUCUAGAAGUUUCGACAAUAGUCCAACAAUAGCCUCUAUUGCACUGAGAGAACCAUUCCCCGAACUGUUUGUAGGUCAGGAAUGCUUUAUUUCGGGUUACGGAUGGACGGAACUCAACGGAGCUACUUCAGCAGAUCAUCGUCUAAGAAGUGCUUCAGUGAUAAUCAUCAACCAUGCCAGCUGCGUUCAAGAAAACCGUCCCACUAAAAUCACCACUAAGACGCUCUGUGCCACUGCACCUGGAAGAGAUGGAUGUGUGGGAGAUUCCGGUGGGCCAAUGAUGUGUAAUGGGAAACUCGCCGCUAUCAUUUCCUGGGGUAGAGGUUGUGCACAAGGCAAAUCAUUGGGAAUGUACGCUGACCCGAAUGAUGUCAGAAGUUGGAUUCAGAGCUAUGGAAUUACGCUUUCAUGAAUUGUUAGUAGUGAGGUUAGGGAUGAGAUUUACACCAUGUUGUAUAUAUUGGCAAUACUGACCGUACGAGUUCGCUGUUCUGCAUCUGAGAGAAAUUGUUAUAUAAUAAAUAAAAAUACGUCCUAGAUUUCACCUUAAACAUGUUUAUAAUAAUGAUAUCGCUUUCAGGACGGACUCCUAUAACUCUGACUCCUGCAUAAACUGCUCACAACCCCGUCGAAGGUUCUUA
Messenger RNA from Topomyia yanbarensis, 984 nucleotides. Its product is annotated as trypsin-7-like. NCBI's taxonomy places the organism in Eukaryota, Metazoa, Arthropoda, Insecta, Diptera, Culicidae. Gene Ontology annotation, molecular function: serine-type endopeptidase activity. Bases 105 to 755 code for a protein of 216 amino acids. Gene Ontology annotation, biological process: proteolysis. The transcript has a single exon. The record is from RefSeq and is a predicted model, not a curated record.